Molecule: messenger RNA, 7030 nt
Organism: Hippopotamus amphibius kiboko
Lineage: Eukaryota; Metazoa; Chordata; Mammalia; Artiodactyla; Hippopotamidae
Gene: TRIP12
Product: thyroid hormone receptor interactor 12
Exons: 43
Coding region: 489-6692 (2067 amino acids)
Biological process (GO): protein polyubiquitination; DNA damage response; proteasome-mediated ubiquitin-dependent protein catabolic process
Cellular component (GO): nuclear speck
Molecular function (GO): ubiquitin protein ligase activity; zinc ion binding
Source: RefSeq, a predicted model, not a curated record
UGGUCCCUCGAAGGGAUCGGGAGGAGAUCGCAGGCCGCUGGGGAAGUCGAGCCGGAUGGUGGGGGAGGGAGGGGCGAUGUGAUGAGCCGCGAGUAGGCAGCGGGGCCUGUCCCGCGGACGAGCCCGUCAGGCCGAGCCGAAGGGCAAAGUAGUUCCCAGAAGGUGUUGGAACGGGCGGGGAGGGAGGCGGCACGGGCGGAGGCGCACGCCGGGUGCGGUGCUGCGGCUCAGCUGAUAAUUGAAGGGACCGGAGGAGCCGCCGCCGCCGCCGCCGGGGGGGGUGGGGGGAGCGAGUGGAAGUUACUGCCGCGCCACCGAGUCCGGACCGGAGACUUUGGGGCCCAACUAGGUAUCUUCCCAUUACACAAACUUAAGUACUGCUGAGAGGAAUUACUGAAGAGACUAUCAUUUGGGACCUUCGUUGUUGCAUCUCUUUUAGUGAAUGGUAGUGUCUAGAAAGGGUAUGUCCCUUCAAGAGAGAGGUGCCAAUGUCCAACCGGCCUAAUAACAAUCCAGGGGGGUCACUGCGACGUUCACAGAGGAACACUGCCGGGGCCCAACCACAAGACGACUCGAUAGGAGGAAGGUCACACUUAGGGCAGGCAAAACAUAAGGGAUAUAGCCCUCCUGAGAGUAGAAAAUCUAAUUCUAAGGCACCCAAAGUGCAGUCUAAUACUACUUCUGAACUGUCAAGGGGACACCUUUCUAAAAGAAGCUGCAGUUCAUCAUCUGCUGUCAUAGUCCCACAACCAGAGGAUCCAGACAGAGCCAAUACUUCAGAAAGGCAGAAAACGGGGCAGGUGCCUAAGAAAGACAAUUCUCGAGGAGUGAAACGCAGUGCUAGUCCAGACUACAACAGGACCAAUUCUCCUAGCUCUGCAAAAAAACCCAAAGCACUUCAGCAUACUGAAUCUCCCUCAGAAACGAGUAAACCACAUAGUAAGUCAAAGAAGAGACAUUUAGACCAGGAGCAACAACUGAGAUCUGCACAAUCGCCAUCAACAAGCAAGGCUCACACCAGAAAGAGUGGGGCCACUGCUAGUUCACGGAGUCAGAAAAGAAAGAGGACAGAGAGUUCUUGUAUAAAGAGUGGUUCUGUGUCAGAAGCAACUGGUGCCGAAGAGAGAUCUGCAAAACCUACCAAGCUGGCUUCAAAAUCGGCCGCCUCAGCCAAAGCUGGGUGUAGCACCAUCACUGAUUCUUCUUCUGCUGCCUCUACUUCCUCCUCGUCUUCUGCUGUAGCCUCGGCCUCCUCUACUGUUCCACCAGGUGCCAGGGUGAAACAAGGAAAAGACCAGAACAAGGCCAGGCGUUCCCGUUCAGCAUCCAGUCCCAGUCCCAGAAGAAGUAGCAGGGAAAAGGAACAGAGUAAAACUGGUGGCUCUUCGAAAUUUGAUUGGGCUGCGCGUUUCAGCCCUAAAGUUAGCCUUCCUAAAACAAAACUGUCUCUUCCAGGGUCUUCUAAGUCAGAGACAUCAAAACCUGGACCUUCUGGAUUACAGGCCAAAUUAGCAAGUUUAAGAAAAUCCACCAAGAAACGCAGCGAAUCCCCACCUGCUGAGCUCCCCAGUUUGAGGCGGAGCACACGCCAAAAGACCACGGGCUCCUGUGCUAGUGCCAGUCGGCGAGGCUCUGGCCUGGGCAAAAGAGGAGCAGCUGAAGCUCGUCGACAGGAGAAGAUGGCAGACCCUGAAGGCAAUCAGGAGACAGUGAAUUCUUCAGCUGCACGGACAGAUGAAACUCCCCAAGGAGCGGCAGCCUCUAGUUCUGUUGCAGGGGCUGUGGGCAUGACCACCUCUGGGGAGAGUGAAUCAGAUGAUUCCGAGAUGGGACGAUUGCAAGCUCUGUUAGAGGCCAGGGGUCUUCCUCCUCACCUGUUUGGUCCUCUUGGUCCUCGGAUGUCGCAGCUUUUCCAUAGAACAAUUGGAAGUGGAGCUAGUUCUAAGGCCCAGCAGCUUCUGCAAGGACUACAAGCAAGCGAUGAAAGCCAGCAGCUCCAGGCAGUUAUUGAGAUGUGUCAGUUAUUGGUCAUGGGGAAUGAGGAGACACUGGGAGGGUUUCCUGUCAAGAAUGUCGUUCCAGCUUUGAUAACAUUACUGCAGAUGGAGCAUAAUUUUGAUAUUAUGAACCAUGCUUGUCGAGCCUUAACAUACAUGAUGGAAGCACUUCCUCGAUCAUCUGCUGUUGUAGUAGAUGCAAUUCCUGUCUUUUUAGAAAAGCUGCAAGUUAUUCAGUGUAUUGAUGUGGCAGAGCAGGCCUUGACAGCCUUGGAGAUGUUAUCACGUAGACACAGUAAAGCCAUUCUACAGGCGGGUGGUUUGGCAGACUGCUUGCUGUAUCUAGAGUUCUUCAGCAUAAAUGCCCAAAGAAACGCACUAGCAAUUGCAGCCAAUUGUUGUCAGAGUAUCACACCAGAUGAAUUUCAUUUUGUGGCAGAUUCCCUCCCAUUGCUUACCCAAAGGCUAACCCACCAGGAUAAAAAGUCAGUAGAAAGCACUUGCCUUUGUUUUGCACGUCUAGUGGACAACUUCCAACAUGAGGAGAAUUUACUCCAGCAAGUUGCCUCCAAAGAUCUGCUAACAAAUGUUCAACAACUAUUGGUAGUAACUCCACCAAUUUUAAGUUCUGGGAUGUUUAUAAUGGUGGUUCGCAUGUUUUCUCUGAUGUGCUCCAAUUGUCCAACUUUAGCUGUUCAACUUAUGAAGCAAAACAUUGCAGAAACACUUCAUUUUCUGCUGUGUGGUGCCUCCAAUGGAAGUUGUCAGGAACAGAUUGAUCUUGUUCCACGAAGUCCUCAAGAACUGUAUGAACUGACAUCUCUGAUCUGUGAACUUAUGCCAUGUUUACCAAAAGAAGGCAUUUUUGCAGUUGAUACCAUGCUGAAGAAGGGAAAUGCACAGAACACAGAUGGUGCAAUAUGGCAGUGGCGUGACGACCGGGGCCUUUGGCAUCCCUAUAACAGGAUUGACAGCCGGAUCAUUGAGGCAGCCCAUCAGGUCGGUGAGGAUGAGAUAAGCUUGUCCACUCUGGGACGAGUUUAUACUAUUGAUUUUAAUUCUAUGCAGCAAAUCAAUGAGGACACGGGAACAGCACGUGCCAUUCAGAGAAAACCUAACCCCUUAGCCAAUACUAACACUAGUGGAUAUUCAGAGUUAAAGAAGGAUGAUGCUCGAGCACAGCUUAUGAAAGAGGAUCCGGAACUGGCUAAGUCUUUCAUUAAGACGUUGUUUGGUGUUCUUUAUGAAGUGUAUAGUUCCUCAGCAGGACCUGCGGUCAGACAUAAGUGCCUUAGAGCAAUUCUUAGGAUAAUUUAUUUUGCGGAUGCCGAACUUCUAAAGGAUGUCCUGAAAAAUCAUGCUGUUUCAAGUCAUAUUGCUUCCAUGCUAUCAAGCCAAGACCUGAAGAUAGUAGUUGGAGCACUUCAGAUGGCAGAGAUCUUAAUGCAGAAGUUACCUGAUAUUUUCAGUGUUUACUUCAGAAGAGAAGGUGUAAUGCAUCAAGUGAAACACUUAGCAGAAUCGGAGUCAUUGUUGACAAGUCCACCAAAGGCAUGUACGAAUGGGUCAGGAUCCUUGGGGUCCACGACAUCGGUCAGCAGUGGAACAGCCACGGCUGCCACUAAUGCCUCCGCUGACUUGGGAUCCCCCAGCUUGCAGCACAGCAGAGAUGAUUCUUUAGAUCUGAGCCCUCAGGGUCGAUUAAGUGAUGUUCUAAAAAGAAAACGACUGCCAAAACGAGGAUCAAGAAGGCCAAAGUAUUCACCUCCGAGAGAUGAUGACAAAGUAGACAAUCAAGCUAAAAGCCCCACCACUACUCAGUCACCUAAAUCUUCUUUCCUGGCAAGCCUGAAUCCAAAAACGUGGGGAAGGUUAAGUGCACAGUCUAACAGCAACAACAUUGAACCGGCACGAACUGCAGGAGUUAGUGGUCUUGCCAGGGCCGCCUCAAAGGACACCAUAUCCAAUAAUAGAGAAAAAAUUAAAGGUUGGAUUAAAGAGCAGGCGCAUAAAUUUGUAGAACGUUAUUUCAGUUCUGAGAACAUGGAUGGAAGCAACCCUGCAUUGAAUGUCCUUCAGAGACUUUGUGCUGCAACCGAACAACUCAACCUCCAGGUGGAUGGUGGAGCUGAGUGCCUUGUAGAAAUCCGUAGCAUAGUCUCAGAGUCAGAUGUUUCAUCAUUUGAAAUCCAACAUAGUGGAUUUGUGAAGCAGCUAUUGCUUUAUUUGACAUCUAAAAGUGAAAAGGAUGCUGUGAGCAGAGAGAUCAGAUUAAAGAGAUUCCUUCAUGUAUUUUUUUCUUCUCCACUUCCUGGAGAAGAGCCCAUUGGAAGAGUAGAACCAGUGGGUAAUGCACCUUUGUUGGCAUUAGUUCACAAGAUGAACAACUGCCUCAGUCAGAUGGAACAAUUUCCAGUCAAAGUACAUGACUUUCCCAGUGGAAAUGGGACAGGAGGCAGCUUUUCUCUCAACAGAGGAUCACAGGCUUUAAAAUUUUUCAACACACAUCAGUUAAAAUGUCAGUUACAAAGACAUCCAGACUGUGCAAACGUGAAGCAGUGGAAGGGUGGACCUGUCAAGAUUGAUCCCUUGGCUUUGGUGCAGGCUAUCGAGAGAUACCUUGUAGUUAGAGGGUAUGGAAGAGUGAGAGAAGACGAUGAAGACAGUGACGACGAUGGCUCUGAUGAGGAAAUAGACGAGUCUCUGGCUGCUCAAUUCUUAAAUUCAGGAAAUGUAAGACACAGGCUACAGUUUUACAUUGGAGAACAUUUGCUACCGUAUAACAUGACUGUGUAUCAGGCAGUACGGCAGUUCAGUAUACAGGCUGAAGAUGAACGAGAAUCCACGGAUGAUGAGAGCAAUCCUCUAGGAAGAGCUGGUAUUUGGACGAAAACUCAUACAAUAUGGUACAAACCCGUGAGAGAAGAUGAAGAAAGUAAUAAAGAUUGCGUUGGUGGUAAAAGAGGAAGAGCCCAAACAGCUCCAACAAAAACUUCCCCUAGAAAUGCAAAAAAGCAUGAUGAGUUAUGGAAUGAUGGAGUGUGCCCGUCAGUAUCAAAUCCUUUAGAAGUUUACCUCAUACCCACACCACCUGAAAAUAUAACUUUUGAAGACCCAUCACUAGAUGUGAUUCUUCUUUUAAGAGUUUUACAUGCCAUCAGUCGAUACUGGUAUUACUUGUAUGAUAAUGCAAUGUGCAAGGAGAUUAUCCCAACUAGUGAAUUUAUUAACAGUAAGUUGACAGCAAAAGCAAAUAGGCAGCUUCAAGAUCCUUUAGUAAUCAUGACAGGAAACAUCCCAACAUGGCUUACUGAACUAGGAAAAACCUGCCCAUUUUUCUUCCCUUUUGAUACCCGGCAAAUGCUUUUUUAUGUAACUGCAUUUGAUCGGGACCGAGCAAUGCAAAGAUUACUUGAUACCAACCCAGAAAUCAACCAGUCUGAUUCUCAAGAUAGCAGAGUUGCACCUAGAUUGGAUAGAAAAAAACGUACUGUGAACAGAGAGGAGCUGCUGAAACAAGCGGAGUCUGUAAUGCAGGAUCUUGGCAGCUCACGGGCCAUGUUAGAAAUCCAGUAUGAAAAUGAGGUUGGCACAGGUCUGGGGCCUACACUGGAGUUUUAUGCACUUGUAUCUCAGGAACUACAGAGAGCUGACUUGGGUCUCUGGAGAGGGGAAGAAGUAACUCUUAGCAAUCCAAAAGGAAGCCAAGAAGGGACCAAGUAUAUUCAAAACCUCCAAGGCCUGUUUGCGCUUCCCUUUGGUCGGACAGCUAAGCCAGCUCAUAUCGCAAAAGUUAAGAUGAAGUUUCGCUUCUUAGGAAAAUUAAUGGCCAAGGCUAUCAUGGAUUUCAGAUUGGUGGACCUUCCCCUGGGCUUACCUUUUUAUAAAUGGAUGCUACGGCAAGAAACUUCGCUGACAUCACACGAUUUGUUUGACAUUGACCCAGUUGUAGCCAGAUCAGUGUAUCACCUAGAAGACAUCGUCAGACAGAAGAAAAGACUUGAACAAGAUAAAUCCCAGACCAAAGAGAGUCUACAAUAUGCAUUAGAAACUCUGACUAUGAACGGCUGCUCAGUUGAAGAUCUAGGAUUGGAUUUCACUCUGCCAGGGUUUCCCAACAUUGAACUGAAGAAAGGAGGAAAGGAUAUACCGGUCACCAUCCACAAUUUGGAGGAGUAUCUAAGACUGGUUAUAUUCUGGGCACUAAAUGAAGGCGUUUCCAGACAAUUUGAUUCAUUCAGAGAUGGAUUUGAAUCAGUCUUCCCACUCAGUCAUCUUCAGUACUUCUAUCCGGAAGAACUCGAUCAGCUCCUGUGUGGCAGCAAAGCAGACACUUGGGAUGCAAAGACACUGAUGGAAUGCUGCAGGCCAGAUCACGGUUAUACUCAUGACAGUCGGGCUGUGAAGUUCUUGUUUGAGAUUCUCAGUAGCUUUGAUAACGAGCAGCAGAGGCUGUUUCUCCAGUUUGUGACGGGCAGCCCAAGAUUGCCUGUUGGAGGCUUCCGGAGCUUGAAUCCACCUUUGACAAUUGUCCGGAAGACCUUCGAAUCAACAGAGAACCCCGAUGACUUCCUGCCCUCUGUGAUGACCUGUGUGAACUACCUUAAGUUGCCAGACUAUUCGAGCAUCGAGAUCAUGCGGGAGAAGCUGUUGAUGGCAGCGAGGGAGGGGCAGCAGUCGUUCCAUCUUUCCUGAUCACAAGGAGGAACAGUGUCUGCCCGUUGCAGCAAAAGAGAAAAAUCAUGAUUUCUUUUCUAAAUGUAUCACCCGAGUCAAGGAAACAUGUUACGCCUUCUUGUUGUAGGAAAACGGCUUGCAGAUUAUAAAAGAGACACUCGGUUCCUAUUCGUUAAUGGCCCCAUGGACUUAAAGUGAUCAGGCCCUAAAACGUUGUUGUGAUGAGGUUUCUUUAGCAAGUUCUUGUUUAAAUUAUCAUUUAUUUGAAGUGAAGUUUUUAACUUGCUUUGCUGUGUGAAAUUUAAAAAAGGGAUGUUUUUCCAGGCUGAAACAAUAAAUGUCGCUGUGCAGUUUAA